Brienomyrus brachyistius is the source of this 2034-nucleotide messenger RNA. Its product is annotated as keratin-associated protein 10-2-like. The record is from RefSeq and is a predicted model, not a curated record. The transcript is spliced from 2 exons. The coding region runs from base 17 to 1420 and encodes 467 amino acids. Lineage: Eukaryota; Metazoa; Chordata; Actinopteri; Osteoglossiformes; Mormyridae.
UGCGUGUCAUGUCUUGAUGGGGGGGGAGCAAGUUACUGUGAAGUUCGACAUGAAAAAAGAAAGUAAUAAUAAUAACUGCAUGCUGGCUGAGUGCGAGGCUUUGUCACAUCACGCCUCUGGGUGUGGAGUCCCGUUUGUUUGUGAGGAGCUGGUGCGUUUUCCUGUUUGUUGGAAUUCCUUCAGAAGUCCUAAGACAUGUUCAUGUUCUCCUGUUUGUUGGAAUUCCUUCAGAAGUCCUAAGACAUGUUCAGGUUCUCCUGUUUGUUGGAAUUCCUUCAGAAGUCCUAAGACAUGUUCAGGUUCUCCUGUUUGUUGGAAUUCCUUCAGAAGUCCUAAGACAUGUUCAUGUUCUCCUAUUUGUUGGAAUUCCUUCAGCAGUCCUAACACAUGUUCAUGUUCUCCUAUUUGUUGGAAUUCCUUCAGCAGUCCUAAGACAUGUUCAUGUUCUCCUGUUUGUUGGAAUUCCUUCAGCAGUCCUAAGACAUGUUCAUGUUCUCCUAUUUGUUGGAAUUCCUUCAGCAGUCCUAGCACAUGUUUAGGUUCUCCUGUUUGUUGGAAUUCCUUCAGCAGUCCUAAGACAUGUUCAGGUUCUCCUGUUUGUUGGAAUUCCUUCAGCAGUCCUAGCACAUGUUUAGGUUCUCCUGUUUGUUGGAAUUCCUUCAGCAGUCCUAAGACAUGUUCAGGUUCUCCUGUUUGUUGGAAUUCCUUCAGCAGUCCUAACACAUGUUCAUGUUCUCCUAUUUGUUGGAAUUCCUUCAGCAGUCCUAAGACAUGUUCAUGUUCUCCUGUUUGUUGGAAUUCCUUCAGCAGUCCUAAGACAUGUUCAUGUUCUCCUAUUUGUUGGAAUUCCUUCAGCAGUCCUAGCACAUGUUUAGGUUCUCCUGUUUGUUGGAAUUCCUUCAGCAGUCCUAGCACAUGUUUAGGUUCUCCUGUUUGUUGGAAUUCCUUCAGCAGUCCUAGCACAUGUUUAGGUUCUCCUGUUUGUUGGAAUUCCUUCAGAAGUCCUAAGACAUGUUCAGGUUCUCCUGUUUGUUGGAAUUCCUUCAGAAGUCCUAAGACAUGUUCAUGUUCUCCUAUUUGUUGGAAUUCCUUCAGCAGUCCUAACACAUGUUCAUGUUCUCCUGUUUGUUGGAAUUCCUUCAGCAGUCCUAAGACAUGUUCAGGUUCUCCUGUUUGUUGGAAUUCCUUCAGCAGUCCUAGCACAUGUUUAGGUUCUCCUGUUUGUUGGAAUUCCUUCAGCAGUCCUAGCACAUGUUUAGGUUCUCCUGUUUGUUGGAAUUCCUUCAGCAGUCCUAACACACGUUCAUGUCUCUGUAAAGUGACUUAUGCAGUCAGCAUUAAAUGGCACUACAAUGGCCGUUAUAAACUCGCUAUAUGGACUCUGGGCUUUUUAGUUGGGGUUCUAUAUGCAUUCACAUAAAAGUCUCAUGUGGCAAUUGCAAAUUAGGCUAAUAUGACCCCCUCCCACACACACAAAAACACAUUUCACCCUGACCAUCAUAAACAUUGAUAUUAUUCGGUGUUGGAUAGAAAAUGAAAUUGCCUGUCCCUACUAUUUAGCCAAAGGGCAACUGAAAUAUGGGCUGUUUUUGGAGAGACGGUAGUUUCCAUACACUUUUUGGUGACUGGGUGGUUUGUACAUGCAUCUCUGAUGAAAAGCCAGGGCUUGAUGAUAUUUUUAGAUGGUUAGCAGGUUAGGCAGCAUAAAUGACCAUGGCAGUGUGCCCUGUUUCAAAGUUUGUCCAAAACUCAGAUGUAUGCUUGAGGAAAGCUGAAUAGGCCAGUAAGAUUUGUAGGUCACAUAUGGACUGGCAUGCCGUACGGGGCACCCUCUGCCCUCUGCCUUAUGCCUUGUGCUUGCUGGGGUAGACUUCAGGAUUUCUUGUUAAUACUAAGUUGUUAAUACUGUAGUGCUUUGGAGUUAAGAUUUUACAUACUUACCUUUUUAAAGGGAGGGGAAGAUGGUGAAUUUCAAGGGACUCUUUUUAGAUCAGAUAGUCUUUGGAUCUUCAAAUGUCAAUCUAUUUUGUUUCA